UGAUAUUCCUGUUCCUCCAUUACUUUAAGACAAAUUGUAAAAACUUCAGCGAUCUUCCACAAGCCAGGGUGUUUAAAUAAAGUUUUGGCAUUCAAACAAAAUGAGCUAAUUUACUUCCUGGUUUCGCUUUUGCUCAGCGAUUGUUAGGAGGAAGCUGAAGCAGUAUUUCGGAUAUACCUCUGCCACGUCAGAUUGUACACACCACCGGGGCAAAUAACAAAAAAACACCACAGCUGCUCCGCUUCCAGGGGUUUUAACUGACAGCGUGCGUGUGUGUGGAGCUUACAAGCUCUUCUCUACCCAAAGCUGUAGGUCGCAGGCACGCUAAUGCUAGCUGGCUAACAGGAAGACACAAGCUGAAGUCUUUUAUUUAUCCGUAUAAAAUAUAUAUAUAUAUAUUUAGUAUUUUAUUUUAUUUGGUCCUUCGUUCGAGUCAGGAUGGAAGGGAAAUACAACCUGAAGAGCCCGGCGGUGAAGAGACUGAUGAAGGAAGCAGCCGAACUGCGAGAUCCCACAGAGCACUACCAUGCCCAGCCUCUAGAGGAUAAUCUGUUCGAGUGGCAUUUCUCAGUGCGCGGGCCUCCAGACUCUGACUUCGAUGGAGGGAUAUACCACGGCCGCAUCGUUCUUCCUCCCGAGUACCCAAUGAAGCCCCCGAGCAUCAUCCUCCUCACUCCUAACGGGAGGUUUGAAGUCGGGAAGAAGAUCUGCCUGAGCAUAUCUGGCCACCAUCCUGAGACCUGGCAACCUUCCUGGAGCAUCCGGACAGCUUUAAUAGCGAUUAUUGGGUUCAUGCCGACUAAAGGAGAGGGGGCCAUAGGAUCACUGGAUUACACUCCAGAAGAAAGGAAAGCCCUGGCCAAAAAGUCUCAGGACUUCUGCUGCGAGAUGUGUGGUUGCUCCAUGCGUACAGCUCUGCUGGCGCUGACUCCAGAGAGCGAACGCCAACCCGUGGACCCUCAGGCUCAGCAACUAGCACAGCAGAUCAGCUUUAAGGCCGAGACUAGUACGUCGUCAACUGCCAGCGAGAGUAAAGAGCCGGCGAGCGCUAGCCAGCAGGACCCGGGUGCCGCGUCAGAGGUCCAGGACAGCGAUGCUACGGCUCAGGCUGAACAGGCCGAGCCGGCGUCCGAAUCCGUCUCCGCUCCCGCUCCCACUGCGCCCAGCUCCCGGCCCCUCAGCCCUCGACAGCGGCGCACUCAGAACCGGAACCAAAACCAGCCCCAGCGUCGGCCCGCGUUUCCAACAUUCCCCGCAGCAGCCCAACAAGACGCCAGCCACACAGGCUCGGCCGUCCUCAUCGUCCUGCUCACGCUGGCUCUCGCAGCACUCGUCUUCCGCAGGAUCUACCUGGCCCAGGACUACAAGUUCGACUUCGAGCUCUGACCGGCAUGAGAUAACAAAAAACAACACUUGCGCUACGACUAAAACUGCCGCUAACCUCUACCACCUCCCAGCUGCCACCUAUGUCCUCAGCAAUGCCACUCAUACCAAAGCAGAAGGGCAGCAAAAACUUUAGAAAAGCGACAAGUAUCUGCUAUAUUUAGACAAACGUGUUGGAAAUGCAUGAAAGACUGGAACUUCCUGUUCAGGCGUUACGGUUUUCCCGGGGCACAUUGCGCUUCACCUAAUCGGUCCAAUCCAAUUUUGUUUCAAGUUCUAUUUUUAUUUAUUAGAUUUACUCGAAGAGAGACUCGACCCGAAUCUCGAUCGAUUUUAACCGGCGUUAACAAACCGCUUACAAAUUUUUUAGGUCGGUUUGGCCUACAAAAAACUUGAUUUAUGAUGGAUGAACAAGGCCCAAUAUAUUGUCGAUUACCCAAUCUGGCUCUUUUUUUUUUUUUUAUUCAGAAUUCUGUUUGCAUUGCUUAUGGCUCGAUUGUUUCACUGCAGUUGUAUGUAGUAAAUGAUUUGGAAAAUGAUCAUUAUUUUUAAAAUAUUAAAUCAGCAAGUCAGGUAACUAUAACUUCGAAGCAGGUUUCCGAUACCUUGAAUUAUCGUGCUCGAAGUUACGAGGUCAGGAACUGCUUGAUGGCAGCGGCAGAGUCUGUUGCUGGAUUUUUCUCUACCACACAAUGUCCGAUUUUAUCAUUUAUGUUGGGUAAAAAAAAAAAUGUGGCCUGUGUUUUUACCUAUAAAUUUGCCUAAAGGUCAGACAUACAUAUUUUAAUUCACAUUCAUACUCGUGCGUCGUGAGGUGAGGGGGCGGGGCUUCUCAUAUAGGAGAGUUUAGUACACAUUUGCAAAUCAUUCCAAAUUGAUCAACUGAACAACUCAUGUCCUGUUUUACUGCUUUUACGGGGUGCUUUCAUUUGGAUUGGCAACCCUAACGACGCACUUUGUUUUUUUUAUGAGAUCGCCGGACAAAUUGAGAAAAAAGUGCGGAAAACCGCUGAAGGAAUAUAAUCCGGCAGAGCAUUGCAGCGUGGGUGGGGUUUUAUCAGGGCUGCGGGGGGGGCGGAGUUUUCUAAUGCAAGUCAGCCACUAACGAAUACAAUUAUUGUUGGAAGAGACAUAGCUUCUGUUACAGUACACACACACACACACACACACACACACACACACACACACACAAUAGAUACAAAAAAAUACUGGUUUCUAGCAAUAUUGCAUUCCUGUAGAUAGAUUUUUUUUUUUUUUUUAUGUCCAGUUUGAAAAAGAUAAUAUAUGUUAUGAUCUGUAAACACGAUCAGCUGCAUGUGCUUUCGAUCGGGUAAAAAAACAAAACGAAAAUAAAAAAUACACUUUUA
Molecule: messenger RNA, 2750 nt
Organism: Silurus meridionalis
Lineage: Eukaryota; Metazoa; Chordata; Actinopteri; Siluriformes; Siluridae
Gene: ube2j1
Product: ubiquitin-conjugating enzyme E2, J1
Exons: 8
Coding region: 439-1386 (315 amino acids)
Source: RefSeq, a predicted model, not a curated record